Molecule: messenger RNA, 567 nt
Organism: Durotheca rogersii
Lineage: Eukaryota; Fungi; Ascomycota; Sordariomycetes; Xylariales; Xylariaceae
Exons: 3
Coding region: 1-567 (188 amino acids)
Biological process (GO): proton motive force-driven ATP synthesis; proton transmembrane transport
Molecular function (GO): proton transmembrane transporter activity
Source: RefSeq, a predicted model, not a curated record
AUGGCCUCUGCUCGCAUUGUCGCCUCGCGAAUCGCCUCCGUGGGCACCAAGGUCGCUCGACCUGCCAUGCGAGCUCCCUUGAGCGGCGUCGCUGCUACGCGAGCCAUCAGCACCGUCUCUCCCUUCCAGGCCGUCAAGCGCCAGCAGGUCUCCAAGAUCCUGAGCAUCACAACCCGCCAGGCCUUCCAACAGGUGCCCCGCCGAGCAUACUCGUCUGAGAUCGCCGAGGCCAUGGUCGAGGUGUCCAAGAACCUGGGUAUGGGUUCGGCUGCCAUCGGUCUGGCCGGCGCUGGUGUCGGUAUCGGUCUCGUCUUCGCCGCCCUCCUCAACGGCGUCGCCCGCAACCCCGCCCUCCGUGGCCAGCUCUUUUCUUACGCCAUUCUGGGUUUCGCCUUCGUCGAGGCCAUUGGUCUUUUCGACCUCAUGAUUGCCCUCAUGGCCAACAACUUUCCCUCCAUACUUACGGAGGCUGGGGUUCGCGCCACCGCUUGGGACGGUGCGGACGGACGGGCUGGAAAUGCGGAGGGCCGCAUGGCGGCAUUGCGCUGCUCCGCCGUGUCCAUUUAG